AUGAGCUCCCGGCACUUCCCUGCCCGCACCGUGCUCUUUGAGAAGGAAUCCAACGGCGUCACCUACCGUGUGCCUGCCCUGCUCUACCUGCCCUGCGUGGCCAAGCUCCUGGCAUUCGCCGAGGAGCGCCUGAGCCCCGAUGAUGCCCACGCCAACCUGCUGGUGCUGCGCCGCGGCACCAUCUACGGGAGCUACGUGGAGUGGGAAGACAUGCGUGUGCUGGAGACAGCAACACUGCAGCACCACAGGUCGAUGAACCCCUGCCCGCUCUAUGAUGAGUUCACUGGCACCCUCUUCCUCUUCUUCAUCACGGUGCUGGGCAGGACUCCAGAAGCCUACCAGAUUGUCACUGGCCAAAAUGUCACCCGCCUCUGCUGUGUCACCAGUGUCGACCAGGGCCUCAGCUGGAGCGCAGCCACAGACCUGACGCAGCAGGUCAUCGGCAGGGUCAUCAAAGACUGGGCAACGUUUGCGCUGGGCCCUGGUCACGGGAUACAGCUGCGGUCGGGCCGGUUGCUGGUGCCUGCCUACAGCUAUCACAUCGACUGCAAGGAGUGCUUUGGACAGCUCUGCAAGACCACCCCUCACUCCUUUGCCUUCUACAGCGACGACCAUGGCCGGGGCUGGCGCUUCGGGGAGUUCAUCCCCAACCUGCAGACGGGGGAGUGCCAGCUGGUCUCAGUGGAUGAGGAGGAUGGCUCCAAUGUCCUCUACUGCAAUGCCCGCAGCCCCUUGGGCUUCAGGGUCCAGGCUCUCAGCACAGAUGAUGGGGCUGUCUUCCAUGGGGGGCAGCUGGUCCAGCGGCUGGUUGAGCCCCCCCAUGGCUGCCAUGGCAGCGUCAUCGGAUUUCCUGCACCAAUUGUCUAUGUCCCCAGCAUGGCCCAGGACACCACGAUGCCCCUCUGUGGCUCAGCUCACUUGCUGCUCCCUGGGAGGCUCCCAGGGUUUCGGUCCCUGCCUGCCCCACAGGCAGCAGGCAAGGAGCUGCCCGCUAUGGCCACCAGCAGCCACCGGGAACCAGCUGAACCCAGGGAAGGCUCUCCUACCCCGAGGCAUCACAGCCGUGCCCAUGGCCUCACCUCAGUCCAAGGGGACCCUGUGGCUACCCCCAGCCCCAGGGGUCCCUUCUUCCAAGCACCAACAUGGGUCCUCUACUCCCACCCCACUAGCUCUAUGUCACGGGUCAAUAUGGGGAUUCACCUGAGCACCUUCCCCAGGGAUGCGGAGAGCUGGACCGAGCCAUGGGUCAUCUAUGAGGGCCCAAGUGCCUACUCAGACCUGGCCUACAUGGAGCUGCCCUACAACCAGGCCUCCAUCUCAGGUGCCCCAGCCAUUGCUUUCGCCUGCCUCUAUGAGAAUGGGACACGGUCACCCUAUGAGCAGAUCUCCUUCAGCAUGUUCACGCUGCAUGAUGUGCUCCAGAACAUCCCCCUGACAGCCGCUGCUUCCCGGAAGGACAGUGGACCCCUGCGCCGCAGGAAGUGGGGGCGAAGAUGCUGCCUCAUCUCCUAG
This is a messenger RNA of Indicator indicator, 1512 nucleotides long. RefSeq names its product neuraminidase 4 (gene NEU4). Gene Ontology annotation, molecular function: exo-alpha-sialidase activity. Gene Ontology annotation, biological process: ganglioside catabolic process; oligosaccharide catabolic process. NCBI's taxonomy places the organism in Eukaryota, Metazoa, Chordata, Aves, Piciformes, Indicatoridae. The transcript has 3 exons. Gene Ontology annotation, cellular component: membrane; lysosome; cytoplasm. The record is from RefSeq and is a predicted model, not a curated record. Bases 1 to 1512 code for a protein of 503 amino acids.